AUGUUAUUGUCUUAGGCGUUGUCAUUUUUGGACGUCAGUGUUUGAUUCUUUUAUCCCAAGUACAUUGUCCUCAAGGAAAGUGUAUUCGUGGCCAGCUCACCAGUAGCUUGUUAAGCAGGAUGAGUUCGGACGGGGGAGGAAAGCCGGUGAAGGUGGGCUCGGUGGUGGAGGUGAUCGGGAAGGGCCAGCGGGGCACGGUGGCCUACGUCGGCGCCACGCUCUUCGCCUCGGGGAAAUGGGUGGGAGUCAUACUGGACGAAGCCAAGGGCAAGAACGACGGCACCGUGCAGGGAAAACGCUACUUCACCUGUGAGGAGAACCACGGCAUAUUUGUGAGGCAGUCCCAGAUCCAGGUGAUAGAUGAGGAAGGAAGUUCAGCCACGUCUCCUGACACCCCAGACUCAGGCUCUGCUAAACUGCCCAAAAAAGAUAUUGCAGAGACUCCAAAAGCAGGGAAACAGGUGGGCAGGCCCUCUGUGACAGGAGCCCCGGGUACUGGUUUGUCUGGAUCAGUCUUGGUGGAAAAUGAGCCUAGUGCACCUUCCCAGACUGCCCUGGGGGCGCCUGUGGUCCCUCAGCCCGGCGGAACCCCUGCCCCGCCUAGUGCCGCCACCCCCAGCAAGGAGGAGGAGACCUUGCGGUCCCAGGUGAAGGACCUGGAGGAGAAGUUGGAAACAUUGCGUAUGAAGCGGACGGAGGACAAAGCUAAGCUCAAAGAGCUGGAGAAACACAAGAUUCAGCUGGAGCAACUCCAGGAGUGGAAGAUCAAGAUGCAGGAACAGCAGAACGAACUGCAAAAACAGCUCAAAGAAGCCAAGAAGGAGGCGCGCGAGGCCAUGGAGGCCAGAGACCGGUACAUGGAGGAGAUGGCGGACACGGCGGACGCCAUAGAGAUGGCCACGGUGGAUAAAGAGAUGGCGGAGGAGAGAGCAGAGUCUCUGCAGCAGGAAGUGGAGUCCCUGAAAGAGCAGCUGGAGGAAGCCAGGAUGGACAUGGAGAUACUCAAACACGAGAUCGAGGAGAAAGGACCUGAUGGAGCUGCUACUAGUUACCAUAACAAACAGCUGGAGGAGCAGAACGCCCGACUCAAAGAGGCCCUGGUCAGGAUGAGGGACCUGUCAUCGUCUGAGAAGCAGGAGCACGUGAAACUGCAGAAGCAGAUGGAGAAGAAGAACUCGGAGCUGGAGUCUCUCAGGACGCAGAAGGAAAAACUACAGGAGGAGAUGAAGCAGGCUGAGGCCACCAUCGAUGAACUGAAGGAACAGGUGGAUGCCGCAUUGGGAGCUGAGGAGAUGGUGGAGACUCUGACUGAGAGGAAUCUUGAUCUGGAGGAGAAAGUUCGGGAGCUCCGAGAGACUGUCAGCGACCUGGAGGCCAUAAACGAGAUGAACGACGAGCUGCAGGAGAAUGCCCGUGAGACGGAGCUGGAGCUGCGAGAGCAGCUGGACCUGGCCGGCGCCCGGGUCCGCGAGGCCCAGAAGAAGGUGGAGGCUGCCCAGGAGACGGUGGCCGAUUACCAGCAAACCAUCAACAAGUACCGGGAGCUCACCAACCAGCUCCAGGAAAUGAAUCGCGAGCUGACCAAUCAGCAGAAUGCUACGGCGGAGCAGCUGCAGCAGCCUCCAGCUGAACUCUUUGACUUCAAGAUCAAAUUCGCCGAGACCAAGGCUUAUGCUAAGGCCAUUGAGAUGGAGCUGAGGAAGAUGGAGGUGAACCAGGCCAAUAGACAUGUGUCUCUGCUCACCUCCUUCAUGCCAGAAUCGUUCUUACGCCAUGGAGGAGAUCACGACUGUGUCCUGGUCUUACUCCUCAUCCCGCGACUCAUCUGUAAGGCUGAGCUGAUCAGCAAACAAGCCCAGGAGAAGUUUGACUUAAACGGAAACGCGUCGGAGCGCAGCGGGCUCCGCGGCCCAGCCGGAGAGCAGCUCAGCUUCUCUUCAGGCCUGGUGUACUCCCUCAGUCUGCUGCAGGCCACGCUACACAAAUAUGAACAAGCGUUGAGUCAGUGCGGGGUAGAGGUGUAUAAACGAAUGGGAACGCUCUACUCAGAGAUGAGCUUUCACGAGCGCUCUCUCGAUCUCUUUAUCGACCUGCUUCACAAAGACCAGCUCGACGAGACCGUCCAGGUGGAGCCGCUCACCAAGGCCAUCAAAUACUAUCAGCAACUGUACAGCAUCCACCUGUCAGAGCAGCCUGAGGACUGCACCAUGCAACUUGCAGACCACAUCAAGUUUACCCAGGGUGCACUGGACUGCAUGUCGGUAGAGGUGGGCCGCCUGCGUGCCUUCCUGCAUUCCGGACAGGAAGGGGCAGGUCUGUCUGUGCUUCUCAAAGACCUGGACACUUCCUGCGGCGACAUCCGUCAGUUCUGCAAGAAGAUUCGCAGGAGGAUGCCUGGCACUGACGUGCCGGGGAUACCCGCCGCCUUGGCAUUCCCACCACAGGUCAGUGAGACGCUGGCUGAGUGCAGGAAGCAUUUGAGCCGCGUGGUGGCCGUGCUGCAGGAGGUGGCAGCUGCUGGAGCUCAGAUGAUCGCACCAAUGGGAGAGCAGGAGGGUCUGUCCGCACUCAAACUGGAGGACGUGGCCUUCAAAACUGUCGAACAGGUCUACGGAUCUCACGGGCUGAACGCUUUCGAGUGUCUGCGUGAGUCCUGCAGCGCCGUCAUAGCAACCAUGAACAAGAUGGCCACCGCCAUGCAGGAGGGAGAAUAUGAUGCCGAGAAACCUCAACGCCCGACGGCUCCUGUGGAGGUGCGUGCAGCGGCUCUGAGGGCGGAGAUCACUGACGCUGAGGGUUUGGGGCUGAAGCUGGAGGACAGGGAGACGGUCAUCAAAGAGCUGAAGAAAUCUCUGAAGAUCAAGGGAGAGGAACUGAGUGAGGCUAACGUGCGUUUGAGUCUGCUGGAGAAGAAGUUGGACACCUCGACGAAAGACGCGGACGAACGCGUGGAGAAGAUCCAGACCAAACUGGACGAGAGUCUGGCUCUGCUGAAGAAAAAAGAGAAGGAGUUUGAGGAGACCAUGGAUGCCUUGCAGGCAGACAUAGACCAGCUGGAGUCAGAGAAGGCGGAGCUGAAGCAGAGACUCCACAGUCAGGCCAGAGGCACCGCCGAGGGUCUGCGUGGUCAGGCUGCGUCCGGCAUCGCCUCCAUCGUCACGGGAACAGCCGCAGGUGGUUUACCUGUCGGUAUGGGAGGUGUAUCUGGUUCAGUGCAGGUGGUUGACUCUCCUCUCCUGCGCCAGCAAAUCGAAGUCCAGCGUUCGGCCAUCAAACACCUGAAGAAUGAAAACUACCGUCUGAAGGCUGAGAAGAUGAAGGCACAGCUGACGUCCCUGCCCCCGCUGCACGUGCCCAAAAUGGCAUCGGUGGGGAAAGAGGGCUCACCCGUGGACGGAGAGUCGGGAGGACUGUACCGAAAAACGGACCUGUUGCUAAGCAACCUCAUGAAGAUGAGCGCCAGCGUUAAAGUGGUUGAUGUUACUGGCAAAACACCAGUGAGCCCGAGUGCACAGCUGUUGGAGCAGACAGCCAGGCUACAGUCUCUGAGUGACUCUCUGGACAAACUGAAGAGUGAGGUGACACAGCGUGUGGUUUCUCAACAGUCUGGUGCUCGUGUUCCAUCUGAUUUUGCAACUUUUCCCUCAUCCUCCUUCAUCAAGGCGGAGGAGGAGAAGAAGAGGAAGGGUACGGUGAUGGUUGGGAAGGUGAUGAUUCCCUGUGCCCGCGGUAAAGAACAGUCGCACUGUCUCGUCUUGUCCCAACAGCAGCUGCGGCACGUGCACCGCCUCCUCAUGACCUAAACCACGCCUGCUCAUUGGCUCACGCUCGAUGAGUGAUGGCAGGCUCCCCCAAUCACCGAUACACUUCCACACUACACUUUUGCCACGUUCGGUUUUUUACUGGUUUGUUUCGGUACCUUUGACUCAACUCAGGAAACAACAGCGUCAUUAUCGGGCUAACGAAACCUCGCUUUCACACCAAAGACCGGUCAUAUCGUUGUUUACCGGCUCCUUCUCCGUCUCAGUUCUGAGGAACUGGGCAUGACAGAGACGAAAUCUUGUUGCGCUAGAGUUGAAACAGGAUGUUGAAGGUGUCGUGUGGCUUUAUGCCUUCGUAGCGGUCGAAUCGUAUUUCUACUCAUCUCUAACCUUCUUACGCUCGAUUUUGACAACCAAUCUUUCCUUUACAGGUUUUAUGCAAUUUUAUAUCAAUCUUUAAUACGCUGGAAGUGUAUAACUGAUUAGUUUUGUUAGACGACGUUAGACUGAUGAUUAUUCACGCGUACAAAUGUUCACUACAACAUCGAUCGUCGUAGUUUAGCGGGGCUCCGAGCGGGAA
Messenger RNA from Chanos chanos (milkfish), 4341 nucleotides. It is a transcript of the gene dctn1a, whose product is annotated as dynactin 1a. Gene Ontology annotation, cellular component: axon; microtubule associated complex; spindle pole. Lineage: Eukaryota; Metazoa; Chordata; Actinopteri; Gonorynchiformes; Chanidae. The record is from RefSeq and is a predicted model, not a curated record. Gene Ontology annotation, biological process: nuclear migration; establishment of mitotic spindle orientation.